Messenger RNA from Sphaeroforma arctica JP610, 369 nucleotides. RefSeq lists its product as hypothetical. Lineage: Eukaryota; Ichthyosporea; Ichthyophonida. The record is from RefSeq and is a predicted model, not a curated record. The coding region runs from base 1 to 369 and encodes 122 amino acids. The transcript has a single exon.
AUGGCGAUAGUGGUGAAACCAUCGCGGUCGCAGACGGCUCAGGCACAGAAAAGUGGCAACAAUAAGCCACAAAUGCUGCCACAUCUAUUCGGCGAGAAAGAUGAGUUUGAAGAUCCCUCACUGUGGGUGGCUGUGACUACGUACCUAGCUUAUGCGACCUUGAUCGUAUUCGGCCACCUCAGAGAUUUCUCACGGAACUGGGGAAUCGAGGUCACGCAUGUGGCAAAGGAGAAGGGAAAUAAGGUGUGCUAUGCAUGGUGUGUCGUGGGUACCGGAUUUGGUUGCCACUUUGAGGGGUAUUCUCUGCUUGUGCAACGGUCAUGUAACUUAACUGAAGUUACACUUAGAGCUGACUGGAGUAUGUCAUGA